This is a messenger RNA of Laccaria bicolor S238N-H82, 363 nucleotides long. RefSeq lists its product as uncharacterized. The record is from RefSeq and is a predicted model, not a curated record. The coding region runs from base 1 to 363 and encodes 120 amino acids. The transcript has 2 exons. NCBI's taxonomy places the organism in Eukaryota, Fungi, Basidiomycota, Agaricomycetes, Agaricales, Hydnangiaceae.
AUGCCCUUCCAGAUGUUACACGAAAAACAGCAAACCACACCAAAAAUAAAGAAAUUUGCUAGAGUUGAACUGAGGAGAGGUUAUGAUGGUUCCAAAGAAUCCAAUGAUCCCCUCUUUGCUUCACUUCAGGAGUCUGCUAAUUCAGUCACCAGCAGAGCUGCUCCUAACACCCUUGCUAAGAGAGCCCUCAUUGUUGCUCACUGGAAUUCCAUGUUGAGCCAGUAUCAGCCAACUUGGCCUGAGGAAAUAUUUUGGCACUUUGGUGUAGUUUAUGACAAUGCAAAGCUGUUUCUCCCAUACCUGGUGCAGAACAUUGUACCAAAAAACAAGUUCAACAAGACAAUCAAUCAAUCAGCAACUUAA